ACCACUUCGACCACAACUAAGACAUCAAUCAUUAAGAAUGACUUGCAUUUAGACAAAGAGCGACGAAAUGCCAAAGUUUUAAAAUCUAUUCAACAACAGCUAAAUGUCGACCAAAACGCAGCCCUAAAACCUGACACCAAAAGACCAUUUAAUUCGAGAGACGACGCCUGCAAAAGAUUGCUUCGAUAUCAUGUCUUCAACGCUCCCGUAAUGAGUACUUCAGAUAUGGAUAAAAGCGAUCAAUUGUUUGAAAAAGUUUCACAACAUUUGUUGCAAAAGAAACAGCAGUUAUUCGACAAGUUUAGAGUUCUCUUACUAAAGCAGAGUAUGAAAGAAACCAAUUCUGCCGAACAUGUAAUGAUUGACCGAAUGUUUAUAAACGACGAAAUGAAUUCACUUAAAACGGACAGAGAAACGGUAGCCGAA
Oppiella nova is the source of this 426-nucleotide messenger RNA. The record is from the annotation of a GenBank genome assembly. Lineage: Eukaryota; Metazoa; Arthropoda; Arachnida; Sarcoptiformes; Oppiidae.